CACCAGUAGGGAAAAGCUACGUCAAUUCCAAAGCUUAGGGUGAGUGUGAUUUGACUGUGUUCUCAACUGACAAAUUGGCAAGUUUCAGCUUGAGCUUGAGCUGGUGCUGCUAUUGGGAGUUGUUCAUGCGCAUAGUGCUUUGAUGCGCUGGGCAGGCAGGCAGGCUGGCUGCUGAUUCUGCUCUCGAAUGCGGUAAAUGGGUAAAGGAUUAUGAUAUGGUGUGGUGAAGGAAGGGAACAUUUAGGGGCGGCAGACUGUGUUGUGAUGCUCUGGACUGACUGCUCGGCUGCGUGGCUUUGCAGCUGGUCGAGUGGCCGUCCGUCACCCUGGGGGCCAUUCAAGACCUUUGCAUGACAGAGGCACGUACAGCUUGGCAUUGCUGGUUAACGGGCAGCUGCUGGUCGAUUCAUCCGGCGGGGUAGCGCUGGAGACGGCGUGCAGCUGGCCCCAGCCGUGUAUUAGGACACAGUGCUGGUUUGAUGGAGCGGUUUGUGGUGCGCAGGUGGAUAUGAUUUGGAGCCUGAAGGUAGCCGGGGGCUGUACGAUGUAGACGACGUGGAUUUAGUUAGGACAGGAUCCCCUAUCGAGAGGUGUCGGGGUGGUGGUGGUUUGCGACGCUGACUGUUGUUGCUGAUGCUGGUGCUACUGCUUCAGGAGGGGACGUGAUACAUGCGCGCGUGUGUGCAAGCGCACUUGUUGGUUGGUUGGGGGCCCCGUGAGCUGGUCACAUGUUUUUGAGCGGGCACCGGGGAUUACGGUGCAGUGAGGACCCAUGUCCUAUGACGCGCAUGUCGUGCCUCGAUUGCAAGCCUCGAGGUCUUUGUUAGACUGGCAGUGAUGUGAUUCGGAGUGAACGUAAGGUGAAAGCGUUGUGGUGGCAGGGGUGAUGAGGAUAACAGUGUGGAUGACGCGAGGCGGCGUUGGGUGGCCGCGACCGGCGCGCUGAAACCGUGCGGCGGAUAUUUCGCCGUGUGCUCGUUGCGGUGCAAGGAGACUAAGCAAGUUUUUUGUUCCAUGGACGUUUGCUGUCCUGGGUUGGCUGCCCUGGGAAGCCUUAGGAUCAUUCAAAAGCUUAGGUUAUUUGUUUGUGCACAAUAAUGAUGCGUGAAGCGGAUCGAAUUCAUCAACUCUGCAGUUUUGCAUGGUUCGAAACUGUCGUGCAGGGUUUGCGUUCCAAGUUUAGUCAACAUUAAAGGAUAUGGCUCGUGCGCUUGUAUAGUUUAUCAUGUACCACAUAAGCGUAGGUUAGAUUGACCUCGCCAUGUAACUCGCCAAAGAUUUUGCUUGCUGUUGUUCGUUCUUCAGAAUGGCAGGUGUAACCGUCAGAAUUAUUGCAGGCCGGUAGCGCGUAUGCAUUUGCAAAUGUCCAUGUCAUACAGCGAUGACGACAUAGAGCCUGGCUCAGGCGCGGAUUCGUUACUCAAGAGGAUGGGUCGCCGGCCCCAUUUUGGCGAUGAGGGCUUCAGCCAACGUAGCCGAAAGGGAGCACAUGCCAUGGACCCUGGGAGCCUCGAGGCGCAGCUAGACGGUGCAGGCUUGACCUCACCCUUCAACACGUGGGCCUUGGAGGAAGCUCUCCGCCAGCAAGCAUCUUCCGCUGUCGACCGCCGCCAUCAUGAAAUUGAGGCUUGUGAGAGGGCCCUCCAUGGGGCCCUGGCUGAGCUCCGCCGCGUGCGGGAGGCGGAGGAGAGCCGGCUGGCUACCCGAGUGGCUGAGGCGGCUCGGCGCUUCCAGCAGCAGAUGGAGGCUCUGCAGCAGCAAUACCUUCUGGACGUGGAAAAGCUGAAGCGACACACAUUAGCUGAGCUGAACAAGCAACGCGCCAUCAGCGAAGCCGCCAUUGCGGCCCGCAUGCGCGCACUGCAGGCGGAGCUCCGCGCCGCCCCCCGCACCCGUGAUAGCAGCCCGGGUCCGGGAGGUGGCGCAAAGCCUCCGGCACACAACACUCGCAUGAGGAGCGCCCCCAGCGCCCGGGCCGCUGCAGCGGCUGUGGUGGCUCCAGACUCCCGACGGACGUCACGACGACUGGAGGUUGAUCAGACAGCGUUCAUGCAGCUGAAGCGCAAGCGGGAGCACCUCUUCCCGUCAGCCGACGCAGCAGCGCUUGUCACUGCUUGCCGCACCGUCUGUCAGUCCGUCUAUGGGGGUGUGUCGUAG
This is a messenger RNA of Volvox carteri f. nagariensis, 2157 nucleotides long. RefSeq lists its product as uncharacterized. The record is from RefSeq and is a predicted model, not a curated record. The coding region runs from base 1351 to 2157 and encodes 268 amino acids. The transcript has 8 exons. Lineage: Eukaryota; Viridiplantae; Chlorophyta; Chlorophyceae; Chlamydomonadales; Volvocaceae.